Molecule: messenger RNA, 4227 nt
Organism: Kogia breviceps (pygmy sperm whale)
Lineage: Eukaryota; Metazoa; Chordata; Mammalia; Artiodactyla; Physeteridae
Source: RefSeq, a predicted model, not a curated record
GUUCUGAGCCCCAGAGGGUGGAUACCCGGAGGUCCCAAGUGCCCGCGAGGAGCCCGCGGCGCCCAGGACCAGGCUUGGCGCUCGGAGCGCACCAAGCCUCGCAGAAGCAAAAGCUAAACCCUGAUGGGCCCGGGGGCUGGUGGGCUGGGGCGUAGCGUCAGCGCGGACCCCGAGCGUCUUUCGUUUUAAGGAGCCUCACUUCUGGGAAGGGACGGGGAACUGUCAAUCAGCGAGGGAGGGAGCGCACCGGCGCUGGGUGAUGUCAGCGGAUCAGCUGCUCGAUAACAAAGAGGGGGUAUUACAGGAGAAAGUUGCAGCGGCGGCGGCGGCCACGGCGGCACCCCGGAGCCUCGGAAGCGAGGGGCAAGUGGGCGAAGGAGGAGGGACGGCUGCUGCGGGAGCAGCUUAAGGCCAAGGAAUUGAAAGGGCUCUAGGGGGAGGCAGUGCGAGCCAGCCCCGACUGCUCCUCCUCUUCCUCCUCCUCCAAACUCGCAGGGUUCAGCCCCAGCGCUCGCUCAGCCGCCGGGAGCACCCGGAGGGACGGGAGGCAGCCGCGCGGCCCCGAGCUGGGCAGGGUCCCCAGCCGCCAUGGAUAGCGACGACGAGAUGGUGGAGGAGGCUGUAGAAGCUUCGAGGAGUGUUGAUGGUGGUGUUUUAAUUUCACAGUGUCCUGAACUGUUUAUCUCCAAUGAGUAAAGAAGCCAAUGCUGGGACUUACUGGGGCCCAAAGAUGUUACUUGGAAGCCUUCUUUAAAUGGCACCUGGAUGACGAUGGAUUACCGCACGGCUUCUGCACGGUCACCUACUCCUCCACAGACAGGUUUGAGGGCAACUUCAUUCACGGAGAAAAGAACGGACGGGGGAAGUUCUUCUUCUUUGAUGGCAGCACCCUGGAGGGAUAUUAUGUGGAUGAUGCCCUGCAGGGCCAGGGAGUUUACACUUAUGAGGAUGGAGGAGUUCUCCAGGGCACAUAUGUAGACGGAGAGCUGAAUGGACCCGCCCAGGAGUACGACACCGAUGGAAGACUGAUCUUCAAGGGACAAUAUAAAGAUAACAUUCGGCAUGGAGUGUGCUGGAUAUAUUACCCAGAUGGAGGCAGCCUUGUAGGAGAAGUAAAUGAAGAUGGGGAGAUGACUGGAGAGAAGAUAGCAUAUUUGUACCCUGAUGAGAGGACUGCCCUGUAUGGAAAAUUCAUUGAUGGAGAGAUGAUAGAAGGGAAACUGGCUGUUCUUCUGUCCACUGAAGAAGGAAGGCCUCACUUUGAACUGAUGCCUGGAAGUUCGGUGUACCACUUUGAUAAGUCAACUUCAUCUUGCAUUUCUACCAAUGCUCUUCUUCCAGAUCCAUAUGAAUCAGAGAGGGUUUAUGUUGCGGAAUCUCUCAUUUCCAGUGCUGGAGAAGGACUGUUUUCAAAGGUAGCAGUGGGACCCAAUACUGUUAUGUCUUUUUAUAAUGGAGUCCGAAUUACACACCAAGAGGUUGACAGCAGGGACUGGGCUCUGAAUGGGAACACCCUCUCCCUCGAUGAAGAAACGGUCAUUGAUGUGCCUGAGCCCUACAACCGUGUAUCCAAGUACUGUGCCUCCUUGGGACACAAGGCAAAUCACUCCUUCACUCCGAACUGCAUCUACGACAUGUUUGUCCACCCCCGUUUUGGACCCAUCAAGUGCAUUCGCACGCUCCGAGCCGUGGAGGCCGACGAGGAACUCACCGUUGCCUAUGGCUACGACCACAGCCCCCCGGGGAAGAGCGGGCCUGAAGCCCCCGAGUGGUACCAGGUGGAGCUGAAGGCCUUCCAGGCCACCCAGCAGAAGUGAAAGGCCUGGCUCUGGGCUUCAGAGACCUGGAAUAGAAACUUGGAUCUAUGCACUACGUUUAUCCGACAACGGGACAACCAGGGACUGCUCAUGCUGUGACAUCACAUCCUCUCACUCUGCGUUCGCUACAACUUUCUCGAAUACUAACUAGGUCUGACUGUAUUACUCAUACCAGAUUUAAAAUUAGCUAGCAACAACGCCCUCCUGAGAGGUACUGUUGAGCACUUGACAGAAGACAGCGUGAUGUUCUUGGGUGGUUCGAGACUAAAUCUGUACCACAUUCAGAGAUGCCAAACGAUUAGACUGAAAAAAGGGAAAAAGGGGGUUUUUCAGUCAUUUUUAGUCAGUGGCUUUUCCAUGAGGUUUAUUUCUAUGGCCAGUGCAAAUUGCGUUAUCACACUUGCAUAUGCGCCAUAUGGAGGACAGAGAAUUACUACAUUUUUAUUCUCUAAAUGUAGUAUCAUUUGCCUUUUAACCUUUGAUCUGUUCUUGCAAUAGAAUGGCUUUGUUUUCUCCCUAGCGAACAGAAGCCCACUUUUUGAGUCACUUCACCCCUUAGUCCUCUUCUCUUAGGUAUCCUUCACAAGAGAAAACUUCCAAAUGGAUUUCGUUUCAGUGCCAGUGUGUAGGUCUCUCUGGCUCUCUCUAUAUCACUGUUUCAUUAUUAUGUCCUAAUAUAAAGACCUGGCUCCUAGGGCCAGGCUAUUAUUAUAGAAUUAUUAUUCUCGCAUGUAAACAAAGAUAUCUUUGCUUUAAGAUGUGAGAAGAAAUGAAUUUACUUUGUUUGCAUUAAGUUAUGGAAGAGUUGUAACAUAUACUUUAAGAAAGAGGAGAGGGAAAUUAGUAUUUCUAAGCAGUAGACGUGGCAAUUUUGCAAUAUCUUCAAUAGUGCUAGUAAUUUUUUUUCUCCUUGGGUACACAUUAAAUGUACAUAACAGAGCAGUCUGGCUUGUGGCACAGUGCAUUGAAUUCAAAAGUCUAAUAGCAAACUUGAAUUAUAACACAGAAUUCAAAAGGCUUUUUUGUUUUUUGGUUUUUUUUUUUUAAUCGCUACUGUUAAGAGAGACGUACUGAUCACUAGGUACAAAUCAAACCUUAAUGCUAAAACUCUUCAUCAUUGUAAUUUCAAAGCACUUACCUGCUUCACAGCCUUGUGAAUUAAGACUAACACCUGUAUAGUUUAGAAGCAACGGUAUCAAUAGCAUUUCAGCCAUUUUUGCUAGCCUUGUGCAAUCACAACUGCAGAAAUAAGGAGAAAAGCCCCUGUUUUUUUAGUUUAGCUAAUUAGGUAUGUAACCUGACUGGGAUUACUCUGGGGGAAUUCUGGGAGUUUGGGUUUUUGUAAGUGCCCUCACCACAUGCCAUAGCUGUGUCCUCCUCAGAUGCCCAGCUGAGGAGCUGGGAGGUCUGGAAAGCAGCAGUUGCUACAAGUUGCAACUGUCAGCUGGGGCACCUGUCACCGAGUCAGUUUGGUCUUGAAAGCUGAAGCCUUCCACACUGUAGCUCUGGCUAGUAGGGAAGGCUUGCUGGGAGCAGGAAAAGAGAAAAGAAACAGGUGGGAGGAAGUUUGCUAUUUCAUGUCAGUUACACAUUGCUCUUGGGAAGAAUUUAACAAAAGUGCUUCAUCCAAGGCUGCUCACAACUUUCAGUUCUGGCAGCUCCUGGGCGCAGGAUUCAGCCUUCUAGACAGUGACAGAAGUGGCCCUUUCCCUUGGUAAGUCCAGACUUUCCAGAGCUCCCCUGUCCCCAGCAGUGCAGCUAGGUGGCCAUGGUUUCAGGGAGCUAAGCUGCUGGUUCACUCGUGAGAAGUUCUGAGGCUGCCAGGAAGAUCUUCCACGAAGUGAACUGAAUAGAGUUUUUAGAUUAAAAGGCACCAGGAUAGGAUCGCUUCUAUUCUGUAGAAAGAGACCGUUCCAUAAACUGGCAGAUGGGCAGAGCCUUGGGACUUGUAUUCCGAUAGGUGCUUUCAUUCAAGCGCGUCCCAAAGUAAGUGACUGUCUUCAGGAGAAAGAUGGCUUUAAUCAACCCCAGUGAGUUGGGUUGUGGAGCGAGAUCAGGGAGUGCAGUCGGGGGGAGGAUGGCGCAGGACUCCAAAGCAAGGACUUGAGGCUGCCGGCUGCCAUGGGGUGUAAUUUCUGUCCCAAUGGGCUACCCCAUUCCAGUGGAAUUUUUCUUUUCUUUUGACAAAAGUGGCUGAAGAGUGGGAAAUAGUGAUUAACCAGCGAAUCCAUUUUUCAAAUAAGAUAGUGAAUAACUCUCUGAGUUUAAAGCCCAGCAGUGUGUCUGUGUGUGACAUUCAGACAAAUCAGAGGAAGCAGUACAUCCAAGCUGAGCCUCUCCACGUCCUCUCUCCUGUCUCCCUUGUUCUCUGGCUCUUCUUUCUCCUGCCCUACCCUUUCCUCUCUCUCUC